UAUUUUGUUUUAGUCCCGUUUCCCUCCAUGGUUUCUCCUCUCCGCGGGUAACUUGGCGUUUGGCUCAGUUCAUUAUACAGUCCCAUAUUCUUCCUCCAUUAGGGCAUCUCUCUGCCUUUGCACUGAAUAUAAAUUACACCGACACCCAAGAGAAAAGUUCAACUUUCGUAGGGCGAGAUGGACAUGAAGAAGAGGAUCCACUUGGAACUAAGAAACAGGACCCCAUCUGAUGUACGAGAACUUGUCCUGGAUAACUGCAGAUCAAAUGAAGGGAAAAUCGAAGGUCUGACAGCAGAAUUCGUCAAUCUGGAAUUCCUCAGUUUGAUUAACGUUGGCUUAAUCUCAGUCUCCAACCUUCCCAAACUUGGGAAACUCAAAAAGUUGGAACUCAGCGACAACAGAAUCUCUGGUGGCCUUGACGUGUUAGCAGAGAAACUCCCCAACCUCACACAUCUAAAUCUAAGCGGAAACAAACUGAAAGACAUCAGCACGUUGGAACCUUUGAAAAAGCUGGAUGGCCUGAAGUCUCUCGACUUGUUCAACUGUGAGGUGACCAACCUGAACGACUACAGGGAGAGUGUGUUCAAGCUGCUCCCUCAGCUCACCUACCUGGACGGGUACGACGUGGAGGACCGAGAGGCAUCCGACUCGGACGGAGAGGUCGACGGUGUGGACGAUGAUGAUGAUGAGGAAGAUGAGGAGGGAGAGGAGGAAGACUUGGAUGAGGAGGAUGAUGAUGAUGAAGAGGGAGUAGAAGGAGAGGAGGAAGAUGAGGUCAGCGGAGAUGAGGAGGAGGAAGACCUUGGCAUUGAAGGUGAAGUUGAAGAUGAGGAUGAUGAGGACGACGACGAAGAGGAAGUUGAGGCUGUCAAAGGCGAGAAGAGAAAGCGAGAACCCGAUGAUGAAGAUGACGAUGAUGAUGACGACGAGGACGACGAUUAAGAGCAAAAAACAAGAGCCUGUCAAGUUACCAACCCCUUCCCUCUCCACCCUUACACCCUGCCUACGCCACGCCUCUCCUCUCUCCCCCCCAGCUUUUGAGUCCCCGUGUGGGGAAAGACUGUACCGGAUGGGUGGUCCGAGUGGAGCUGCCUGCUCCCGAUGG
Oncorhynchus masou masou (cherry salmon) is the source of this 1105-nucleotide messenger RNA. Its product is annotated as acidic leucine-rich nuclear phosphoprotein 32 family member B-like. The record is from RefSeq and is a predicted model, not a curated record. Gene Ontology annotation, biological process: regulation of apoptotic process. NCBI's taxonomy places the organism in Eukaryota, Metazoa, Chordata, Actinopteri, Salmoniformes, Salmonidae. Gene Ontology annotation, cellular component: nucleus. The coding region runs from base 178 to 942 and encodes 254 amino acids. Gene Ontology annotation, molecular function: histone binding. The transcript has 7 exons.